This is a messenger RNA of Drosophila mauritiana, 1337 nucleotides long. RefSeq names its product putative gustatory receptor 39b (gene Gr39b). Gene Ontology annotation, cellular component: membrane; axon; dendrite. NCBI's taxonomy places the organism in Eukaryota, Metazoa, Arthropoda, Insecta, Diptera, Drosophilidae. Gene Ontology annotation, biological process: sensory perception of taste. The record is from RefSeq and is a predicted model, not a curated record. The transcript has 3 exons.
AUGCUCUAUUCCUUUCAUCCGUACCUCAAAUACUUUGCCCUUCUGGGGCUUGUGCCUUGGUCAGAGAGUUGUGCCCAUUCUAAGCUCGUACAGAAAGUGUACUCAGCGUUCCUAAUAAUUUUAAAUGCAGUUGAUUUUGGGAUUUUCAUUUAUUUUCCUCAGAAUGCGGAACUAUUUCUCUCUCUUAUGGUCAACGUGAUUGUUUUCGUAGAUAAGAUUGUGUGUGUUACUGAAAUUAUACUGCAGGUGAUGGUUCACUAUGAUGACUACUUUAGGUUCUGCAGGGAGAUAAACUACUUGGGACUUCGAUUGCAGUGCGAACUUAAGAUACAUGUAGGGCGGUUAAAGUGGCAGUCGUAUGCUAAAAUUCUAGUACUCGGUAUUGGAUUAUUGGUGACGGUGUUGCCCUCCAUCUAUGUUGCUCUAAGCGGUAGCCUUCUCUACUUUUGGUCCUCCCUCCUGUCAAUCCUUAUUAUAAGGAUGCAAUUCGUAUUGGUUCUUUUGUACGUAAAAUUGCUGUGUCACCACGUGAGUCUGUUGGGCACACGACUUCAAAAAGUACUAGAGUGUCAUACUAUCGGCGCCAACUAAACUUUUGACGGUAAUGCCAAUCGGCUUUGUUCCCUGGAGUUUCUGUUAGCACUUAAGCAGAGCCAUAUGGAACUGCAUCAUCUGUUCACCCACUUCAACGAUCUUUUUGGCUGGUCCAUACUUGGUACCUACGUGGUUCUGUUUUCAGAUAGUACCGUCAAUAUUUACUGGACCCAGCAGGUUCUGGCUGAGGUUUAUGAAUACAAAUACCUUUAUGCAACAUUUUCCGUUUUUGUACCGUCAUUCUUCGACAUCUUAGUGUUUUGCCGUUGUGGAGAGUUUUGCCAACGACAGUGGUGCAAUCUGUCUAGUUCGGACUUAUACCUAGUACCUGCAAUUAUACUGAUAGAAACGAACGAAUAUGCAGGCGGACAUGGCUAUACAAACAUAAUGCUAAUCAAGAAUAUACUCAAAUAUAUACAAAAUGUAUUGGCUAUCAAUGCUGAGGGCUUUAUGAGCACUGAUAAUUCGCUUCUAAUGUCGAUUUUGGCUGCGAAAGUUACCUAUUUAAUCGUGCUUAUGCAAUUCAGUUCAGUGUAGGAAUUGCCUAACGCUUUUCUCUUAUGUAAACAAGACUACGAGAAUGUAUGAAACAACAUAUAACACUGCAUAAAAUUAUCACACGUCUUUUUAUUCCAAAACGGGAUUUAGUUCCUCGGCGCCAUAUAUAUUUUAUUGUUGAUCUAGUAUAAUCGCCGACAAAGUGCAGGGGGUCCAAAAAAGAAUCCUGAUAAGAAAAAUUUCAA